This is a messenger RNA of Racocetra fulgida, 201 nucleotides long. The record is from the annotation of a GenBank genome assembly. Lineage: Eukaryota; Fungi; Glomeromycota; Glomeromycetes; Diversisporales; Gigasporaceae.
AUGUCAUGUAACAAAAAAAAAUUAUGGAAUAGAGUACUUGGAGUGGAACCGACUACUACUAUUUUGUUAUUAUUAGGUGUUGAGGUACUUGGAGUGGAACCGACUACUACUACUUCAUUAUUAUUAGGUGUUGAGGUACUGGAAGUGGAACCAUUGGGAAUUACUGGAAAAUUUUCCAUAACGAGAUAUAAUAAAAAAUAA